This is a messenger RNA of Gymnodraco acuticeps, 865 nucleotides long. RefSeq names its product ENY2 transcription and export complex 2 subunit (gene eny2). Bases 256 to 543 code for a protein of 95 amino acids. Gene Ontology annotation, cellular component: nuclear pore; DUBm complex; SAGA complex. Gene Ontology annotation, biological process: positive regulation of DNA-templated transcription; regulation of transcription by RNA polymerase II; poly(A)+ mRNA export from nucleus. The transcript is spliced from 5 exons. The record is from RefSeq and is a predicted model, not a curated record. Gene Ontology annotation, molecular function: transcription coactivator activity; chromatin binding. Lineage: Eukaryota; Metazoa; Chordata; Actinopteri; Perciformes; Bathydraconidae.
GUGUUUCUGCUCGGAAUGUAACAUAGGAUGGUUAAAGACGUGAACAUUAAAAGCGAUUGCAUUAACACAUAACAUAAUCCCAUAGUUAGGGUCGUAUUUGCUCACAGAUUAUUCAAUGGUUACUGUUAAUAUGCCUGCUGUGUUUCCAGUGCCAGUUAUUGCAUGUUAACUUUUCCAUCUACGACACUGGCAAGGCUUCGGUUAAACUGAGGAGUGAGAACUCUUUUCCUUACCUUCUCUAUCGUGUGAAAGACUAUGAGUAAAGAGUCCAGAAUGAGGGCAACAGUAAACCAGAAGCUGACGGAGAUGGGAGAACGAGAAAGACUGAAGGAGUUACUGAGGGCUAAGCUAACUGAGUGUGGAUGGAAGGACCAGAUGAAAGCUCACUGCAAAGAAGUAAUCAAAGAAAAGGGCUUGGAGCAUGUGACUGUGGAGGACCUUGUGGUAGAGAUCACUCCAAAAGGACGAGCUUUGGUGCCGGACAGCGUCAAAAAAGAGCUACUCCACAGGAUAAGAGCCUUCUUAGCUCAGCAUGCCACAUAAUUUAGAUUUUUUACUUUUCCAUUGACCAUUUGUCUUUUUAUCAUAAUACAGAAUAUUUUGUAUGGAUUGAAUUACUUGAAUCUCAAAGAUUUGUUUUUGUUGUAUUGCAUUUCAGAGGCUCGCUGACACACACUUGGCACACACUUAGUUAUCACAAACAGUUUGUGUUAAUGCUCUACAUGUACAUGUCUAGUUGUCCUUUGUAUAAGAGAUAUGCUGUAUAAAUAAAGUUUUUGAUUUACUAAACAUUCAUUUGAAAUGUAAUAAAACCUGCAGUAUAAUAGUAACAAUACAAAUAAAAUAAACAAGUUAUAUGAAUAUU